CAGGUCAAAGCAGAGUUUCAAAAUGGACUCACAAGAACAAACCGAGAACGAUAACAAUGUCGAGAACAUUGGCGAGGGCGAAGCAGAAAAGCUACCAGAAGACUCAGUUAAUGAGGAAAGUGAAAAGAUAGAAAGUUUGGAAGAGGGUGAACAUGAAGCCGAUGUCAACAACAUUAUUGCAACUGAAGAGUUUUCUGAAGAUGCAGAAGCACUAAAAAAUGAGUUGGAUAAAAUAAACACACCACUACCCGAGCCAGAAAUCGUGUAUGUAAUAAAGUUGUAGUUAAAAGCUAUGUGUGAUACAUAUUAGUAAAUUAUUUUAGUGUCGGAUUAGGGAAGGGAGGCUGUACACAAUUAUUUACUUUUAUACUUUUGUAUUUCACUGUUUAAGCUGUGUGAGACAGAAAUAUUUUUAAUUUUUUAAAUAGUGAUAGUGAUUUUUUUAAUAUUAAAUGUUAUAAAUAAAACAUUGAAAAAGUGGUUUCAUAAGAAUAUACUUACUUUUAAAAUGUAACCCAUUAAAAAAAGGAGCAACUAACCAUUUUAAUGAUGGUUUUAAAAUAUUUAAAAAAAAUUCUGAGAUCUUUAAAAUUUUCACGUCCUAUUGAUACAAACACUAAACAUUAUUGUUAAGUUAAAAAAAAUAAAAAAAAUAGUUGUUAUCAAAAUUUAUUGUUUGAAAUCAAAGUUGAACUUUCUUAUUUCGAACAUGAGACAUAAUUUAGAAGAUCUAAUUUUAUAUUUAAUGUUUGUAAAGUCCUUAAAUGUUUUACCUGGUGUGUGUGUCUCAGUGUUCAUCAUUAUGACAUGAUAAAAGUAAGUCCUAGUUCUAUAUAUUUCUGAGAUAAAUGAGAAAAAAAUGGCUUUAUUUUCAAAAUAUUUUAUUUUGCAAGUUAAAUUUUAGUGUAAUUUGUUAAAAUGAUGAACUCAAAACUACUCCUGAAGAGAAGCUGAUAGCUAAUUGUAUUACUCUUACUUUAUUACAAACUAGAGUGCAGCCCGUGGAAGUAUUUGAUCCAGCAGAGUUUCCUCCCUCCUACAAGGAUAACUUACCAAAGGAGCAAAUGGUCUUGCAGUUUGCUGCAAAUUUUCGCAGACAAUAUGUCCAUCUUUAUCGCGACCGCAAACCUCUAUUACUGAGUCCAUUUAAUGAAUGUGGCAUUGAAGUAAGUCCCCAUUGUAAUGGAUAUUCAAUAUUAUACAUUAAAAUAAGUUGUGCAAUUUACGAUUCCUACUAAUGACAGCUUAACAUGUAAACUAAAUGAAUGAGAUAAUGUUUCUUCAUUUCAGAAAUUUGUCUGCACUACAAUCCGCCCGAGUCAGCUGCCAUUUAAAGAGUUGUACAACUGGGAAGGAGCUGCCGAAUUUGUAGCAGAUUAUCUCAACUUUGAAUCCCUUGAUCCUCCUUAUGACCUGGUAUGUUGUAGGUUUAGUGCUGUAGAUUAAGAGGGACUUGAUUUAAGCCUUGACGUGGCUCUAGGUUUUACAUGAUAAAUACAAAUACUGAUAACACUGUGAAACUUGGAUAUAACGGGAACCCUUGGGACCAAAGCAAAAGUGGUGCUAUUUGCAGGUUCAGGCAGUAUGAUGAUUAAGCAUAAUAAUUUGAAAGAAGUAAACAAUAGACAUGUGCACAUAGAAAAUAAGAAGAAAUGAGAAGGAAAAAAAAAAGAAAGUGCAUAUAUUUAUGUGAAUUGUAUGUGUAUAAAAACCAAUAAACAAUAAUGAAAUGAAGCAAGAUUUUAUUGUGCUUAAACAUUCUUCAUACAGUUCAUUUACAUAUACAUGUACGUGUGAUCUACAUGUACGUGUGGUCAUCAUGUAUGUGUGGCCUACAGUUUUGGACAAAUCUGUUAUGGAUAUCCAAACAAAAUAUAUGGAGGCCUAUAGGUGCACUGUUGCCAUUAAGAUCAUCUUGCUUGUACUAUGCGUUGGCGAAAUGAACGCACUACACCCACUGUUCAUUAACAACCCCCAGCCUCAUAGGAAUCUUCCAACAACACACUUGUUUCUUCAUGAUUUUUGAAAAGCACAGUGAGAUAACAGAACAAUUUGGUGAAGUAAUAGGUCUGGCUCACUCCCUGCACAUGACGUAAUUUGAUGCUAGCUUGGAAAACCUUGAUUUUGUCCCACAGACACCCUUGCCCAUUUUGCGUUUGAAAGGAUUUGAAGUAUUUCUUUUGUAAAGAAAUCGAUCCCUUCAGGGGUAAAUUGGCACAUAUGCAAAGGACAGUGCUAUUUCAAGGUUUGCUACUUCCAGGUUUCACAAUAUUAUUGUUAACCAAAUUUUUAACUGUCUUAGUAUAUUAUUCUGUAAACUUUACAAAAAUAAAAAUUUUGAGACUAAAAUUUUGAUUUUUUAAAAAUCUAAGUCUAUUGGAUUUCAAUGCUAGGUUAAUAUAACAUGCCACAAUAGUAAUUUUAAAAAAAAAUUUGAACUUCACAGCCUUCUAGACUGCUGUCACCAUCCACUGUUCUAAGGCGACAAAAAGGAAACUGUUUUGAAUACAGCACAUUACUCUGCUCACUGCUCAUAGGUGCUGGCUAUGAUGCUUAUGUAGUAAAUGGUUAUGCUAGCAAAGAUACCUGCUUAGCUGAUGAAUCCAGAGAAAUAUGCCCUUUGCUGAGAAGGAAAGAAGAGGUAUCUUAAUGAAGAUAAUAUGUUUAAGUUUUUCCUGGUUGCUGAUUAGAUCAAGUCUGUAAUAGUAAAAGAAAUUGAAAAUAGUCUGGUUUUAAGUCCAUAAUGAGUAUAUCUACAUCAUAGCUAUUGUAGAUAUAGUUUUUAUUUCUAAUAUAGGUGAUAAAAUGCUUCAUAAAUUUUCAGGAGAAACAAGUAGAAAAGAAAAAGAAUAUUAAAAAAUACACUGUUAAACCCCCGAAAGAUUUACGCAGUAAGUUUGAAUUGAAGAUGGAAGCAAGAAGGAAAGAAGAAGAGAAAGCAGAAGAUGAUAGAAGGAAAGCAGAGGCUGAACUGAAAUUAGCUGUAAGCUUUAGUUGUUUGUUGCUGUUUUUAUUAAAAAUAAAUCAAGUUAAAUUAUAAGAAUCAGUUUUUCUUGUUUUGAAAUUUAGUCAGUUUUUUGUUUUAACAUUGAUAUAUAAAUUACUAAACUUUCUUUAUAUUUCUGUAUGUAACUUUUAAAAUAUAAAUGUAAUUAGGAACUAAGGAUAAAUAGUUACUUAAUUACUAUAUAUUAUUUGUUUUUAGCAUUGACAUAAGCUUUGUUCAGCGCCAUGAUACAACUUCAGUUUUCCAUUUUGAAAAAGUUAAAAAACAUUUUAAAACUCUGUAAACCUAUUUUGUUUCUGUCACAAUUUUCAAGGAGUUAGAUAAACCCCCACCAGAUCCUCUACACGGCCUUCGCAUUCAUUCAUGGGUCCUUGUCCUCUCAGGGAAACGAGAAGUUCCAGAAAGUUUCUUCAUUGAACCUUUGACUGGCUUAUCUCACCCUACCAACAGUGAUGCCUACCUUGGUAUUGAGUCCUUAUGGAAUAACUUGAACUACUGGGUUUGCAUGCAAGAUUGCUCAGAAGGCGUAUCAGUAAGAUUUACUUCUAAUUAAAUGUGGUAGGGCAAAUAGAUAUAUAUUUCUCUGUUUAAAACAAUGGGUCAACAUUUUUACAAGGUAUUUAGAGAAAUAUUGAAAUAGAAAUUUGUUAAAUACUAUGCUAUACAAAGAAACAUAGAUAAAUUUUAAAAUUUAGCAAUGGAAGUGAAACACUGCAUAUCAAGUUAACAAACAACGAUAGCAAUAGAUAGCCAAGAUUUGUAGACAACAAAUUCCCUCCUGAGAGCAGGCCAUAAAAAUUAUUAAAUUGAAUAAAAAAUUAUCAUUGUAAACAUCACAUAAUAAUUACAUUUUAUUUUAGACAUAAAACACAUUUAAAUUAGGCCUUUAAACUAUGUAAAUAGAGAACAUAUCCAACACACUUGGCCUCCAGGCAGCCCAUGUGAAGGGAGACAGAGACAUUGAUUCAAUGAAUUAUUGUUUUGGUCUACAGACUACUGAGUCUAUCAGAGGGUUGCUAACUUUACUUGUGCCUUGAGUCAGUCUUCAACUGAAAUUUAUUCCUCUAUAUUUUGUCUUUUAUCAGUUUAAGCAUUAAAAAAUAAUUUCAUAACUUGGGGAAUUGGAUUUUGCUGACAUUAGUCAUUUGUAAUAUUCAUAAUUUUAAAAAAAAAUGUCUCUGCUUUUUUCCAUGAUUUAUAGAAAUUAGUCUACGACCUGGGAGAUUGUACAUUGUGGGAAUUCAUGUUUCCCGGCACUGACAAACCACAACUUCUCAUACCUGAAGCAGAGGAUGAUGUUUUGGAUAAUUUGGAUGAUGAUGAGGUUUUUAUUGAAUACAUUCACUUGUUUAUUUAUCCAACUUCAAACCAAUGGUGGCUAAAUAAAAAAAAAUCUCUCUUUUCCUCAUUUGGGUAUUAAAAAAACUUCAAACUUCACAUUGAAGAUGAUCUUUUUUAUAUUACAGGACAAAGAAGAAGAAGUUGAAAAUCAUUUGGAUAUGCCUCCAUCAUGGGUUGAACCACUUCAUCUUUCACAGAGAGGUGAUAGCAUUGAAUAUUUCAAAUCAUAAAUGUUAUUACUUUAAAAAAAAAUCAUCAAAAAUUGUUCCUUAAGUUACUUUGUCACUUUAUUUAUUUUUUAAUUUAAUAUUAAUCUCCUUUUUGGUCUUUUUUUUUCUUUUUAUAGAUUUUGAGAUGCGUUGUCCACAAGGCAAAAAAACAAAAUUGUAUAAAAAGGCCAAAUUGGAAAAGUUUGCACAUUACCUGAUGGCUGAUGGACUUGUUGCACGACUGUCUGUUUAUGAUAACAAAGAAUGUAUGUACUGGUAUACAAUUACUGUGGCUAUUUAAGAGUAUUUUUUAAUGCAGAUUGUAAAUAUUUUUGCAACAAAAAUGUAUUACCAUUUUGUACUUGCAUCAAGGUCUGAAAAAAUUAUGUUGGAACUCUAGUUGAAGCUUAGAAAAUUAAAAAUGUAUCCACUGUCUAUGUGUGAUUUCAUGUUAAAUUUAGAUAAUAGAACUCUAGUUCUAAAAAUUAAAUGUUGCAAAAAUGUCUUUGUAACUUCUUUCUAAAUGUAACAUGAGUAUAAACUUAUUUUAUGGUUUUAUAGGCAGUUUUCUUCAUGUCACAAGAUUGUGUAUUCCCAAUAACUGACAGCCCCAGACACAAAAUUGAGCUUUCUACCUUUUAAAAAAUAGACCAUAUUUUACAGACCCACAAAUUCAUGUGUUGUGAAACAUUCUCACCAUUCUUUAUGUUUGUUUCUUUUUUCAUCCUUUAAAAAUUUGGAUAUUAUGACACGAACUGAAAUAAGGGCAGAUCAUCCACACUUGCUCCUGUGGUUUUACAGCUGAUUGUGAAUCACAAAUUAAAUUUUUUUUUUUUUAAAGGUGGCAUAACAUAACAGAUUUACUUCCAAUCUAUAGAUAAUUAAGUAACUGUUUCAAGUGUUGAACAACUGCACAUUUUUUUCACGCCUCCUGUUUAUAUUUUUAAAGUUUUUGAAUCAAGCUGAAAUUUUUAGAGGUUUUUUGGUUAAAACUGACUUGAAGAACUCAGAUGUUGGAUUAUACAAAAGCUUAAUUUGUUUGAAUUAUUCCUUUAUAACAGCUAUUUUGAGAUAGUUUUGUUGGCAUUAGUCAUGAUAGUGAUAAUUAUUAUACUAUAUUGGAGUUAGCACCAGUAGCAGCUGUAAAUGAAUUUGGUAGGCAUUAUAAUAAAGAAAUAUAUAGGACAUCAAUGAAUUUAUAUAUUUUAAAAAAUUUCUAUCAACCCAAAUAAAUUUAUAUUUUCUCAACUGGAGGAAUGAGGUUUUAUGUGCCUGAAAAACUUAUUUAGAUAAUUUAAAAGGACCCAACAGUCAAUAUGGGUGUGAGUUGAAGAAAGGUAAACAGUAACACUAUUGUUCUCACUAUAGAAAAAUCAGGCCAUAUUCAUUUCACAUAACUCACAUAAUUCCAACAUUAAUACCACAGUGUCCAAUUUACUCUCAGAAGAUCUAUACUUAUAUGGGUCUCUGGAUUUGUCUUCUAUUAGUUUUGAAUUUUAGUGAUACAUAUCAAAGUUAACAAAAACAAAUUGAAACCACAGCCCAUUUGCCUUUGACAGUUCGUGGGUUAAUCUUUGAUCGCUGGCUGGACUUGGCCAUCUGAUUGUAAUUUACCCAUAUUUAAAUAACAUAUUUGUUACAUAAAUUUACAAUAAAAAUAUCUAACUUUGGAAAAAAAAGUUAACAUUUUAUACUUUAUAAUAAAAUGAGCACAUUUAUUCAUAAUUGCAGUAACUGAGCUUAUCAUGAUAAAGGAAUAUUUUGAGCAUCGUGUAGACAAGUUGCAUAUGAAAGUUCACAACCACAGAACUGGUUGGAUAACUGAAUAUUUUAAUCCUGGAAGGCUCAAACAAUUGAAAGGUAUUUUAUUAUCAUAAGCUUAUUGCUUAAAAAAUUGAACACAAAUUAAAUUCAUUUGAUUUGAUAAUUUGUUUGAUUAUUAUUGUGAUUUUUUGGUAACUUUUUAUAGGUAGAAGCCUUUAAACCUAAAAAAAUAUUUCGUUUGAUGUUUAUAAAAUAUUAGCAAUAAAUCUUUUCAUCUAUAGAACACUGUUACAGAGCAAGUGCUCCGGCUCCAGAAAAUGAUCAUACAAUGUUUUUUUAUGAUGAGGCGAGGGUAGAUGGCCUAGUUAAAAGAAUAGAAACACCAUUGUCCAUGACAGAACAUUUUAAAGGUCGAGAAGACUUUCUAUUUUACAAACAUGUUGAGUUUGGGAAAAGAACAAAAAAGUUUUCUCCACAGGAAGAUGCUAAUAAUUCUAGCAAUCCAAGACCAAUUGUUGUAAGUAUUGUAUUUUGGAAUUAAGUUUUAACAUUAGUUUAUGUUAGAGUUAGGUUAGUGCUGUACCUUUGGAAGGCACAGAGUGGGGUGAGGAUACAUCAGUACUGUAUUGCAUUCAUUAAGUAGGUUCAACAGGUAGCAGAUGUGUUAGCAAGAGCAAAAGAAGAGUCAUUAAGCUUUGUUUCCACUAUUAUAUGCGUUCAUUUAUAAUAAGUAGUGAAACACAUAAUGUCUAGACUACUAAUUUGCACUCCGAAAACAAAUUAUAAUUAAAGUUAUAUCUUUGAUGGAACGAUUUCAUCUAGUAUAUAAUAAUAUAAGAUUUCUCACAUAUAUGUAUUGUAAAUUUGGUGAUGAAAGCAUUAUUUUUUUCCAUAAAAACAGAAAAUGAUUCAGAGAUUUGAUCACAACCCAGCAAAGCCUGCCAAUGCAGAUAUAAGUGAACUUGUUUUUCUUGUAUCAGAAGACAAGAUCCAAAUCACUUACCAUACGGAAAAUAAACACAUUGCUUCUUCAUUUAGAGAGUAUAUUAAGCCUCAAAACUGGGAAGAAAAAGGAGCAAUUUUGGCAUGGGCACAAGAUAUGCACACAACUUUUCAAGUAAGAAAAAAAGCUUAAUGCUUACCAAUACUUUCAUUGUUCCUAUCACCCUGAAAUGUUUUAAGUUUUAUGAAACUGGUUCGUUUAGUAAAUAUCAACUUUCUGAAAUAUAAUUUUUAUACUAAUAAAACAAAUUACAGGAAGUCAAGUAAAGAUGAAAGAAUUCAGUAACAUUUAAAAUUAAAUUUUAAUUACUUCUAUAUACAUGCCACUUUAUGUUUUAGCCAUCACCUUUUAUCCAAUACUUUAAAACAUCUUAAACUUAGAAUACAACUUAACAUUUUUUAAAAUGAAAAAAAAUUAAUGAAACGGCAUCCAUUAGAAUUCACAAUAACCAACAUAUUUUCAAAAAGUGCUAAAUUAUUCAUAAUUUGAAAAAAAAAUUUAAAACACUUUUUUGGGUUAUUAUAACUAAAAAUAAAUGUUUACUUUUGUAACUAAGGUGGAUCCAAAAGCUGAAAACAGCAAGCAAGUUGAACUAUAUCAGAAUUUGUUGCACCUGCUAAAGAUGGAAGACUCUUGUAGGGAGGCUGUUCGUGAUUCUGAGGAAGAGGUCUUUCACAAUAUGUGUUUUUUUCUUCCUGUUUUCUAUUUAAGUACUUUGGAUUGUUUGUUUGUUAUUUAAAUAUGUGUAUAACUAUUUAUGUUAAAUAAUUAAAAUGAGUACUUUUAAAUCAGACUUGUUUAAAUUUGUUUUAAGGGAAAAUUUUUGACACAUUUACUAUCAAAAUUAGGUCAAAGAAAUCCUAGGUAAUCGACAGAAAGAAGAAAUAGCUUUAGAGCUGGAGAUUUCAGUAUAUGACACAGAGAGGAAUGAAAAAGCCAAAAAGCAUAGAAAAGAAUUGGUAAAUUUUGUUUGCUUGUUGACUAAUAUAAUUAUCAUUCUAUAAUAAUAAUUAUAAUUUCUGCUUUCAAACAAAAAAUAUCUUAAUUGUUAUUGCUUCCCUUUAUUACUUUCAUUUUUAAAAAAAAUUAUGGAAAAAAGGGGUGGGACUUUGUUCCUAGACUUCUUUGUAAUUAUUAUAUUUGAAUCUUUUCAUUUGGGAGCAGCCUUAUUUUGUCUGGUCCACAGGAAUUAUCUGGGUAAAAAUGAGUUGCACCAUCAGUUUAUUUAUGUUUCUAAAAAAUGCUAUUUUUUGAAUGAUAAUGUUGAAACUAACAUUAUAUUAGUUUCGUUGCCAGGAAAAAAAAAUUACAGAAAUUUAUCAUUUUCAGUCUCUCCAAAUAUGGCAUUUUAAAAAUUAAUCAGCUCAACAAAAUAGGCUUACUCAUCAUGAUUAUUUUUUUUGGUCUUUGUGUCUAUCAUCAGUUGAUUCAAUUCUUGAACAUAACAUUUAAUUGUUCAUGAAAAAAUGACUAAAAUAUUGUUUGAUGAUUUUUUAAAUAUAUACUUGAACUAUGAAUAUCAAGUACAUAACUUUUUCAAAGCUAAAAUUAUUAUUAUUAAUAAAAGAUUUAAAAAGAAUCUAUCCCUUUGUUAAAAUUGGAAUAACAUUUUUUCUAAAGGAACGACAACAGCUUGAAGAGAAGAUGAGAAAACAAGAAAUGGAAAUAGAUUACCUUGCUCCAUUCCUGGCUCAAAUAGGAGACCCUGAGAAAAUCACAAAAAACCAAGCCUUCAAGUUGAAGGAAGAUUGCUUGGCAGAUCUAAAGCAUCGCUUAAUUGACAAAGCAAACCUUAUCCAAGCACGAUUUGAAAAGGUUGGAUAAUUUUGGCUUCUUAUUCUUUCUAGAAGUUACAAGAUUUGUUACUUAACAUUCACACUAUUCACCAAUCAGGCAAGAUUUUUAGUGAUUUUAUAACUGCUUUGCAAAUUUUUAAAUUACACUGUAUUACAGCUAACCAGUUACACAGUUGGGCAGAUUUGUCAGUUGGCAUUUUAAAUCUUGGUGCAACUUGAGGAUGUGUAAACAUAAACUAGGUCUGGUUAUAGAAGUCAGUUUGUUGUAAAUCAAAAUAAAUUUAGUAAAUUGAUUACAUAAGAGAAACAAUAAAGUCAAUAUAAUUGUGUCUUUAAAAUAGUAGGGCCAAAAUGUUUAAAUUGUUAACUGCCGUUAACUUGUUAUCUGAGACUAAGAGAAAGUGCAAUCUUUUUAACUAGAGCGUUUAAAGAAUUAAAUAUCCAAACCAUUGCCUUCCAGGAAACUCAAGAAUUACAAAAGAAACAAUCAUGGUACCAGCAGAAUCAAGUGUCAAUGUCAAAGGAUGAUGAAGAAGAUUAUCUCAAUUAUUGCAGUGAGGCAAUGUUUAGAAUUCACAUCUUAGAGCUGAGGCUUAACAGGUAGAAUUAAUUACUUGGUUGAAAAUAUUUAUAAAAAAAAAAAUUCUAAACUCACAUAAAAAUGUAACCAAUUUUAAAAGAUAUAAUAAUAUGCAUGCACACAAUUUAUAUGUCAACUCAAGAGCCUGGCACUCACCAAAAUAAUAAACAGAUAUCACAUUUAUUAAAUAUUAAUUAUUGAUGAAAUGGAUAUUCUUUUUUUUUUCAACUGGCUGAAACUACUAGAUUUCACCCCAUGUCUAUGUUUUGUUUAAUAUUCUCUUUCAAGACACAAAGAAAUGGCACCUCACAAGUACAUGGCUUUGGAGCAAAAGAUCAGAAAUGACCCAAGACUAGCAGAGUACUUUUAAAACUCAUUGUUUCAUUACAUAACAGUCUCAAGAGAGAUAAAGUUAAUUUUUGCAAUCACCAACAAUAAUUAUGUUUGAAAUAUAUCUUCCAAUUACUUGGUUUGUAUCAGUGAAGAGGUGAUUAUAUUAAAAGCACACUGUGAUUUAAUUUAUAAUAGUUUGACAGAAAUACAUGAGAAUAAAUUUCAAAAAAGGCUUGUUCUGUGUAUGAUUAAUUUUAGUAAUUUCUUGUUUUAAUAGUUUCAAAAUGUUUAGGUAUUUACUUAAAAAAACUAUUGACUGAUGUUCAAUAUGGAGAGAGCCUGGUAAAUGCUGUUUGUAAAUUAUAUGAACUAUACAUUUUUUUUAAAUAAUAAAAUCAAUACAUUUGUGAGUCAAUUUAAAAUUACUUUAUUUAAAUUUGAACUGACUGACAUAUCUCUAAGAAUGUUUUAUGAGACUAUUUAAAUUCAUUUCUUUUGAGUGUGAAAAAGUUGUUAGAACAAAGAAAAUUUUGCCAAUAUUUUAUUAAUUGAAUAUAAAAUCAAUUAAAUUUAGAACAUAAUUAUAACAUGCUUUUGACAUUAAGAAUUUUAUGCUCUUCAUGUCCCCUAAUCAAAAUGCAGCCUUCCUGCAAGUUUUGUUAUUUUAAAAAUAAUGUAAUUCUUUGAUAAAAUGUUUAAAAUCUAUGAUAUAAUAUAAAAGAAAAUAGCAAAUUUUAAAUUGAACUUUUGUUUUAUGGUGCGUUUAUAUAUUUGUUAAAGCAGUGAAUUUCAAUAUUUAUUAUUUUAUUUAUAUAAAAUAAUAAAUGCCUGAAUUGUAGCAUUAAUAAAAUUGAUUCAUCCAUCAAAAUGCAUGUUUUUAAAUAAUUGCUGGUUAGCCUUGUAAAUGCUUGAUACCACUAGUACGCUGUAUCAGUCUAAUCAUUUUGUAGAUAUAAAAGAAAAUAU
This is a messenger RNA of Lymnaea stagnalis (great pond snail), 10999 nucleotides long. The record is from the annotation of a GenBank genome assembly. NCBI's taxonomy places the organism in Eukaryota, Metazoa, Mollusca, Gastropoda, Lymnaeidae.